AUGACAGAAUUAGACAUCAAGAAGAAAGAAGCGGACGUCUCCUCUGAGGAGGAGUACAAUGAGGAAGAGGAUGAGGAUUUCGAUCCAACGAAAAUAGAUAAAGAUAAUGAUAUUGAUACUGAUUCAGAAGUUGAGACGGAAACUAAUGAAACUAUGAUCAACAACAAUAAUGUUAAAAUACCGACGAAAAGUAUGGAUUAUUCACGUAUAGAGAGUGAAUCGGGGGGAUUAGUUAAGACAAGAAGGGCACGUUUAGAAGAAGAAGAAGCAAACAAGAGAUAUAAAUAUGAAAAUAUUCAAAAUACACCAAUUUCUGAUACUGUGAAAAGUAUAUGGGAUGAAAUGCAAUUACAGAGUAAAAAACGUCUCUCUAGGCAUCAAGGUAGUAAUACCUCAAUAAUAUCGGAUAUAGUGGAAGAUAUUACAGCAAGUUCUACAGAAAAUCACAUAAACGGGGAACAAAUCACAAUAGAGAGAACUUAUAAAUUUGCCGGUGAAGUGAUACAUGAAAAGAAAAUUGUACCCAGGUUUAGUGCAGAAGGCCAAGAAUAUUUAAAGAAUUCAAAAUUUAACACGUCGGAAACUCAACCCAGAGAACCCUUAGAACAUACUUCGAAGAUCGAUACCGUAACACAAGAAGAACGAUCGAAACUUAGAAGACCUCUCAAGAGAGAACCGAUACUAGAAAAGAUUAUUGCAGGUUCUAUUAAACCAAAACUAACCACAUUAGAAAAAUCCAAACUUGAUUGGGUCAACUACGUCGAUAAAGAAGGUAUUACCGACGAUCUUGCCAUACACAACAGAGAUGGUUACCUGGCAAAACAGGACUUCCUUGACCGUGUAGAGACACACAAGGACAAGAAGUACAAGGAAUUCAGAAAGACUCAGUUGGCUAUGCAACUUCAAAACCAACAGAAGUAA
Messenger RNA from Maudiozyma saulgeensis, 921 nucleotides. NCBI's taxonomy places the organism in Eukaryota, Fungi, Ascomycota, Saccharomycetes, Saccharomycetales, Saccharomycetaceae. The record is from the annotation of a GenBank genome assembly.